AUGAAUGCUCGACUCUUGGAGAUACUGGAAAAACAGAAUCAGAAUAAGAAUGACGAUGAAGGGAAGUUUUAUAAGCGGUUGGCUGCUCAUAAGCCACGCACCUAUGACGGUGAAUCUGAUCCCGUCAAGUUCGAGGAUUGGAUUACAUAUAUGAGCAAAUUACUGGAUGUAGUCAGUUGCCCUGAAGCUUUGAAGGUGAAGAUGGCUACUUUUUAUUUGGAAGGUCCAGCUGACAUUUGGUGGAAUACCACCAAGGGAAUAGCUCAGAAAUCAGAAGUUACUUGGACAGAGUUUGUUGAGAAAAUGAAGAAUAAAUUCUUUCCUCCAGUAUUGCGGAGGAUGAAGGAAAAUGAAUUUUUAUUUCUGAAGCAAGCGAACAUGUCUGUAUUGGAGUAUGCAGCAAAAUUUCUUGAAUUGUCUCGAUUUGCACCUGACUUCGUGAGUAAUGAAAGGGUGAAAUGA
Molecule: messenger RNA, 462 nt
Organism: Beta vulgaris subsp. vulgaris (sugar beet)
Lineage: Eukaryota; Viridiplantae; Streptophyta; Magnoliopsida; Caryophyllales; Amaranthaceae
Exons: 1
Coding region: 1-462 (153 amino acids)
Source: RefSeq, a predicted model, not a curated record